Molecule: messenger RNA, 682 nt
Organism: Salvia miltiorrhiza (redroot sage)
Lineage: Eukaryota; Viridiplantae; Streptophyta; Magnoliopsida; Lamiales; Lamiaceae
Exons: 2
Coding region: 211-558 (115 amino acids)
Source: RefSeq, a predicted model, not a curated record
CUUCCUCACAAGGUAUGAGUUCGACCCUUGACUCUUACAAAUUAGCGGUUCUUCCUCACAAAUUCUAUUCAGCCUUGGUGUCGAUUUCUCUAUUAUUCAGCCGUUUCUUUUCUCAGAUUUCUCUCACAAUAUCAAGCAAUCAACCGUUUCUUUUCUCAAGUUUCUCUGUUAUUCAAUCAAUCUUUCACAAAUUAGGGAUGUGCUUCAUCCAUGGCUGCAAACGCAUCUUCCCCACAACUACAGAUUAUCCAUGGCUGCAAACGCAUCUUCCCCACAACUACAGAUUAUCCAUGGCUGCAAACGAGGCAGAUUCAGUCUCUCUCUCUCUCUCUUUCAAUUUCGAUUGCCCAAAUUUGGGAGGUGCUUCAUCCAUGGCUGAACCCCACACUACAGAUCCAUGAUUCAAGCCUAUUCCUCUACAAGUGGGCUUUAGAAAUUGCAGAGAGAGGGAAAAGUUGCAGGAAAAGUUGCAGGUCAUUCUUCGUCCUUGGAGCAACAGUAGGUAACUCUUUGAACUUUGAGGUUCUGAGUUUUGUGGGAAGGAUCGAGGCUCAUUGAAGUUUAGUGCCAUGUGUGGUUUAAUGUUAUUCCAUCUCGAUCAUGGUUUUGGUUUUUUUCGUUUUUGGAGAAUGUUGUGUUUGUUUCGAUUUUUUCAAUUCUGGUCGCAUAUAUAUAUAUAUAU